UCGCAAGUCUGUCAUGACGACGUCCGCUCUCCGGAAGUACAGUUCCGGAAGGGGCAGGCUCUCUGAAGAUGGCGGCUCUGGAGGUGUUGGAGUCAGACCUGCCAAAUGCUGUGGCACUUUUGAAAAACCUCCAGGAGCAGGUGAUGGCUGUCACAGCACAAGUGCAAACUCUGACCAAAAAAGUUCAGGCUAAAGUUUAUCGUACAGAGAAGGGUCUCAGCCUUUUGGAAGUAAAAGAUCAGCUGUUGCUCAUGUACCUUAUGGAUUUGAGCCAUCUCAUCCUGGACAAAGCCUCAGGAGGUUCUCUUCAGGGACAUCCUGCAGUUUUGAGACUGGUGGAGAUUCGCACGGUUUUGGAAAAGCUUCGUCCUUUGGACCAAAAAUUGAAGUAUCAGAUUGACAAACUGGUCAAGACUGCAGUGACAGGCAGCCUCAGUGAGAACGACCCACUCCGUUUUAAGCCUCGUCCCAGCAAUAUGAUGAGCAAGUUGAGCUCUGAGGAUGAGGAGGAAGAUGAAGCAGAAGAAGGCCAGUCUGGGGCUUCAGGGAAGAAAUCUGGAAAAGGAACAGCUAAGAAAUACGUCCCACCACGCUUGGUUCCAGUUCAUUAUGAUGAAACAGAAGCUGAGCGGGAGAAGAAGCGCCUAGAACGAGCCAAGAGACGGGCGUUGAGCAGCUCUGUCAUUCGUGAGCUAAAGGAGCAGUACUCAGAUGCUCCAGAGGAAAUCCGAGAUGCUCGGCAUCCUCAUGUUACUCGCCAGAGUCAGGAGGAUCAACACAGGAUUAACUAUGAGGAGAGCAUGAUGGUGCGUUUAAGUGUCAGCAAGCGGGAGAAAGGACGGCGAAAACGAGCAAAUGUCAUGAGCUCACAGCUUCAUUCCCUCACACACUUCAGUGACAUCAGUGCUCUGACAGGAGGAACCCCUCAUCUUAACGAGGAUCAAAAUCCUACUAAGAAGCGGAAGAAGAUACCUAAGAAAGGUCGGAAGAAGAAAGGUUUUCGGAGGCGGCGGUGAUUAUGGGUGUACAUACUUAAUUUAUUUUUGUCAUCCGGGAUACUUCUGAUUUCAUUGUAUGUAGGUUUUUUCUUUGGAAUUCAUUAAUCAUAUACUCUGGACAUGUGGAAAGAUCUUUAUUAAUAAAAUUGAUUUUACUUAACAAAUUCAA
Molecule: messenger RNA, 1167 nt
Organism: Budorcas taxicolor (takin)
Lineage: Eukaryota; Metazoa; Chordata; Mammalia; Artiodactyla; Bovidae
Gene: NGDN
Product: neuroguidin
Exons: 11
Coding region: 69-1016 (315 amino acids)
Biological process (GO): maturation of SSU-rRNA from tricistronic rRNA transcript (SSU-rRNA, 5.8S rRNA, LSU-rRNA)
Cellular component (GO): small-subunit processome; nucleolus
Source: RefSeq, a predicted model, not a curated record